UAUUCAUCAUGGCGUCCGGGGGUUAGUGAUCAAUUGAAAUAACCCAAAUAUUCAUUCUUCCAAGCCAUCAGUGACCGAUAAACCGUUAAAAACCCGUGAGAAACCGUCGCUAAGUCUUCAAAGCAAGUUCUGUAAUCACCAAGACCUCUGAUAAUUCCAAAAACCACAACAAAUCGUAUUAUUUUCUCCCCUCGUGGACCCCUCGUUUGACAGUUCAAGUGCACCCCCUUUUUUUUUCAUUCUGAAAACUGAAAGAUGAACUCCUGUGAGGAACCAGAGAGCCCGGUGUGCGACACCCUGGACCUCAGUGGCCAAGGACUCAAAAAAUUGAGUCGAUGUCCCUCAGAUGCCGAUAUCAACACUCUCAUUGUUGAUGAUAAUGAACUUCAGCGUCUUGACAAUCUCGACAGUUACCACAGAAUUACAAAGUUGUCAAUAGUGAGAAAUCAAUUACUCCGGAUGUACGGAGUCUCCAAGCUGCAUAAUUUGGUGACAUUGAACCUGGCGAACAACGGAAUACUGACAAUAGAAGGCAUCAAGGAUAUGCCGAAUUUAACUACUCUAUGUUUGGCAGGGAACAAUGUGAAGUCUAUCGAGCACCUUCACACCAACAUGAAGCUAGAGCACCUGGACUUGUCCGAGAACAGCAUAAGCCACGUGUCCGAUAUUUCUUACCUGAGGAACCUGAAGGAAUUAUUUUUGCACAACAAUCGCAUAAUAACCCUUCGCCAAUGCGAGAGGUAUCUCCCGACGUCCCUGGAGACCCUGACCCUUGCCAACAACAACAUAACAGAUCUGAACGAGAUGUCGCACCUGGGGAGCCUCACAAGUCUCAUAAAUUUCUCGAUAGCCAACAAUCCCUGCGUCAGUGCCACUGGCAACAUACGUAGUGGAUUCGACUACCGACCGUUCGUUAUUAAUUGGUGUAUGAGCCUCAAAUCAAUCGAUGGAUAUCCUGUUGAUCCCAUUGAAAGCCUCAAAGCAGAGUGGCUGUACUCCCAAGGUCGAGGUAGACAAUUUCGUGUGGGUGAGCAUUCCCAAUUAGCCCAAUACCUGGCCUCGGUGUGUCCCUUGUCAGGUGAAUGCCUCGAGAAUGAGACCGACAGGAAGUUGAGAUUAAUUCUGAGCAAAGCCCAGCAUCAUCAGCAACAAUUGAGCCAGCAAGGGGAUACUGUCAAUGUACACGGUAUGAGUGCCUCCCCAGCUACCAGGAGAAGGCUGGGAGGUAAUCGCACGAGCUCCCCUCGACGUCCAAUUUUCCCUUUGUGGUCAUUUCACGAAGAUAAAUAUACACGAAAAUUAAACGAGAAAAAAUACUGCUCCUGUCCGUCACCUUCGAAAGCGUCAAUCCAUUUAGGUGUCACGAGAAAUUCCAUGAGAAUGAGAUCGCCUGACAGAAUGGUCACCAGUUGUCACACCGACGCGAUGAUCUCAUCUUGUCAUGGACAGUUGGAGGGUCAUGAGUCCCUGAUGACCCAGAGCCUCGAUCCAAACAUGCUGUGCAAUACUUUUAAUAGUAAACUCAGAGAGUCAGGGCUUCAAGAUGUCGAGGAAACAUCGAGUCCUCUCCAGGCAGCCACGAAGCUCGUUCCAGUCCCCGAGUCCCUGAUGAGUCCCGACUUCCGUCCGCCCUCGGGCCUUUCCCGGAUCCUCCCAAAGACACCUCCGAGUCGUCUCUCAUCCCCCAUCCAAACAACAAUUCCCGGGAAAGCCUCUGAUCCCUCCAAAGCCCACCCCAUAAUCACCGCCAGCACCAGUCCCUCAAAAUUCACCAACUUGACCCACAAAUCCACCCCCUCCAACCCCCCGAAGUCCAACAUAGCGAAGCCCAUUCACCCACCGGCCAACGGCAAGUGCCCCCAGUCAGUGAAAAUCAACAACUACGUUCAGUCCAAGACGAUGACCCCCAGGAGAUCCCUGAAGAACUCACCGAACCUUCCACGAGCUAAACCGAAGCCCCAGAAUGACAAAACAUUAAAACAACAGGCAAAUGGCUCGAAAAAACCAAAGGACGACGAUAAUAUUCCAUCGAGCGACGAGGACAGCGAAUUUUGUCAGGCAAAACUCGAUGGUAUUCGUCAUCGGGCCAUCCAACGACGUCAGGAGGAUACGAAUAAAUCCGAGGAUCAGACGGAGAAGGCAGCUGUGCUCAUUCAGAGGAUCUGGAGGGGCUAUCACACGAGAAAUCUUAAUAAAAAAGCCACCAAUGUACUCAAGACGAUAGAGAUGAUGAGGACUAACAAGUACAUUCAGAAAUUAUCCAGUGAUAUGGAGGCUACUAGAACAGCUUUGGAGAGUGAACACAAGCUCCAGCUGCUGCAGAUGCAGGCCAUCAAUGCCCUCUGGAAGAAAGUGGUGAGUCUUCAACCUGGCCGAGAUGAAGAUCCCAACGCCGAUGUCGUAACAAAUCUCGCGCAGACCUGCAAUUUACUCCACACCCAAGUCCAGCAGCUUCAGGAUUCGAUGAGUGAGAUCAAGCGUUGCAUGUCUCACAUGCAGCCAAGAGCUGGAGUUGACCAGGGUGUUGGUACCCAGACUGAAAUAUCAGCUGUUCACACACCCGCAGGUGAAGAGAACACCUUCCCCUACGGUAGGACUGUCCACAGGCCUCAGUCAUUGUCCAUUCAUCAGACAAUUCAUGAAGGGGCUGAGAGCAAAAGUUUUGCUAGCAAUUUGGUGGAUUCGGUGCUGAAGAAAGUGUCACAGAGCACUGACACCACUGAUGACGAAGUCAAUACUGAUAUAUUGAACUCUAGUAAUCCAGAGCUGGUGGAGCUGGACCGGGGUAGAGAUGGCGAAGGACAGGGGGAGAUGUUCAAGAGUUGUGAGGAGAUUGAGGGCUUCAGGGAGGACGGAGUCGAGGACUUCGAGGAUGUUGUUGAGAGCGAGGAGGUGCUCUGCAAGGAACUCCAGGGGAUGAUUGAGAAGGAGGGCGAGGGGGAUUGUGAUAUCGGGAGUGGAAGGGAAUAGGGAUAGGGGGCUUCUAGCUUUAUUACUGAUUGUGCUCACUGUAUAUAAUUGCAAGUGCUCGCGAUGUACCAAAGAUUUUUUUUUGGGGGUGUGUGAGAAGAGAUUUCCUGGGGGAGGGGUAGGAUCCUCGCAGAAGUGUUACAAUGGUGCGGUUGAAAAAUAAUUUCCAUAAGCGAUUUUUUCGAUUUUGAUUAAUCGAGGAUUUUUUGAUUGAUCGAGGCUUCGGAGAGUUUUCUUUGCGAAAAUAUUGACACGUGAGGGUGAAGUGAAUUUUCUUCCGGCGUAGGAGACUUUUGGGAAAGAGAAAGAUGUCUUUUGAUAUUUUUUGAAGAAAGUUGAAGUUUUGGAGGGCUUUGAGGAAAAUCGAGACACUAAAUGUUGGAGGAAUUAUUUUUUUUUCACUGGGAAUGUUGAGGGGUUAUCGAAAAAUGUCACAAGAUCAUUUUUACUGAACAGUUGGGUUUUAUCUUCUAAUCGAUUCCGGAAUUUUUUAAUAAAAUUUGCAUUUUUUUUUUCAGUUCUUAUGGAAAGGGUCAAUAUCUGAAUAAUUCUUCCAGUAAUUUUUUAGGGAAUUAUUUCUUCCCUUUGUUUCACUCACGAUUUUUCUUCUCACCAUCCUUUCAAAUGUCUGCAAGCUGCCAGAUACAAAGAUUAAUGAGGCUAUCAGAUCUGAUUAAGAUAUUUAUUACAAGAAGAACGAAUUUCCUAGGAUUUUAAACCGUAAAUUCAAUUGCUCAGUGAAUUACACAAAAUACUCUUAACGAUACAAAAAUAAUACAAAACAUGAUUUUGGUGAAUGACCGGUUUAAAAUUAAUUGAAAGAAGAUAAACUAUGGAAAAUAGUGAAGUAGGUAGGUAAGGCCAGGCAGCGAAAAAAAUCCUGUUUUUACUCUUUACGUGUGUGAAAAGUUUGAUUGAAGAGAGAAACAGUGAGAAAAUUUUGUAAUGAAGUGAUAAAACCGUUAAAAUCCUUUUCACAUAAUUGUGAAAACGACAGAAGAUUUUUUCAGUUGAAAAAAUCAACAAAAUAUUGCUAGACGUUAAUUACUGGAAAAAAAAAUUUUUUUCGUUCUAAAUUUCAAAUAAGUUUUUUUUCUUAUUGUCUCCCGAGAAUAUUCGUCUCACAAAGUAAUUAGCGACGACUAAUUAAAUCCCUUUUCAUUAUAAGCACUUUAUCACUUCAAUACAAGAUCAAAUUAUUUAUGAGUGACUCGACGUCAAAUCAUCAGUGGAAAAAAAUUUGUUUUUCCGUAAUUAUUACCGUUGCAACUUUUCCGUGAUUCUAAAUAAUUAGAUAAGACUUCAAUCAAAAGUUCAAUCCGAAACAAAGAGUUUUGCGCGAACCAGGAUUUUUAAAAUUUACUAAUUACGAAUUCGUAGCUUUUCCAACUGCUGAUUUGACGAUAAAUUAUUCUAUUCGUUUAAUUUCAGUAUUUCAGUAUAGGACUAGUCAAUUAGUUGAUAUUCCACUUAUGAAUAUAACCGAGUUAUAGGACCCGUUAUGUAGGUAAAAGUUUCUCGUUGGCAUUAAGCCCCUGGUGAUUUUCUUUAGACGAUUAAUGGCAGCACGAGGGCGCACAGAUUGUUAAUUUCAUUUUGUAACUGAAGUUAAAUAUUGAAUAGUGACCUUGAGGGUCAUCUGAAGGCCGUAGUGGAGUGGUGGCGUCCAAAAUCGAUAAAGAAUUUUUUAAAUAUUGUGAAAGCCAAUGAAAGCAAUGAAUAAUCGACAAUUAAUCAUUAAAAAUAUAAUUCUGUUCUUAUCCCCUUCCCAAUGAAUAAAAGGCUUUACCUGUGUUGUCAAACUGUCCCAAAGAUUGAGAAUAAAAUUUCAGAGAUUUUUUUACAGGAAA
This is a messenger RNA of Diachasmimorpha longicaudata, 4820 nucleotides long. RefSeq lists its product as uncharacterized. The record is from RefSeq and is a predicted model, not a curated record. The coding region runs from base 256 to 2970 and encodes 904 amino acids. The transcript is spliced from 10 exons. Lineage: Eukaryota; Metazoa; Arthropoda; Insecta; Hymenoptera; Braconidae. Gene Ontology annotation, molecular function: protein binding.